Molecule: messenger RNA, 2092 nt
Organism: Paecilomyces variotii
Lineage: Eukaryota; Fungi; Ascomycota; Eurotiomycetes; Eurotiales; Thermoascaceae
Product: putative autophagy protein
Exons: 6
Coding region: 366-1982 (538 amino acids)
Source: RefSeq, a predicted model, not a curated record
CCCGCCGUCAAAGCUUUGAAUGGUUAAACAAUCCUGUAUGGACUGCCUUAGCGGCCAGGUCCGCCACAAGGAGGCGAUUACACGACCGCUGAUUCGACGUACACUCGAGCUCUUCAACAGUUUAAACUUCUACGAAGAUGCUGAUAAGGAGCGGCGCCCUCGUGGGACUUAUCGCUACUCGAGGAAGGUAAAAAUCUCCCGGACUCGCCUGCGGGGUACGCGUACUACCGGGGGGUCUGAGAGUCGCGAAAAAUCCCAGAAAAAAAAAAUAAUAAUAAAUCAAUUGAAAAGGAAACUCCAUUGCCCGUGUUGUGGUCUCUUUUCAAGAUUUCUGGGCCGAUUUGUGAAGCAGUUAAUUCUUGAAUAUGUCGACCAAUCUGGGGGAGAUCGGUGUCUCCGAUCCUGCACGGCUCGAUAAGGACAAGGGAGAAGAGAGCGUAACGCAGAAUGCCGUCUUCGACAACGACCUCGAGCAGCCGGUCGCUCCGGAUCAGUUCGAUGAUAGUUAUCGAACGUCCAAGUGGGAGAUCUGGGCAUAUUAUACUUACUACAUUGGCAACAAUGGUCUGACAUUGUUCAAUUUCGCGCCAACUGCUUUCCAGAACCUGCUUUACCAAGCUGCAGGAGACUCCGGCAUGCUCCCUUUUGCCGGCAAGCUCCGUACGAUCGACAGUAUUGUUCUUUUGAGCAACGGUAUCUCGUUUGCCAUUCAGAUCGCCGUCUUUCUCGUCCUUGGGAGUUUCGCGGAUUUCGGAACCUGGCGGUCUAACAUUCUCAUCGUUCUCUCCCUCAUUGCUUACGCCAUCGGUUUUGGCUGGUUGGGAGUCCACACGGAGGAAAAGUGGCUCAUAGGAACUGGACUAUAUAUUGUGGGCUUGAUCGCUUAUCAGACGACUUUGACCUUCUGGACGGCAGCAUUCCCUGGUCUGGCCCGCAAUACAGCGGAGCUGAAAUCUAAAGCAGAGGAUUAUAUGGCCGGGGUCAUCUCACGAGAUGAAUAUGACCACGCUGAUACGAUGAAACGUAGUCAGUUGGCAAACAUGGCAUUUUACAUCCAGUCCAUUGGAGAGAUUGUCAUUCUCGCCAUCAUAGUUGGAAUCAUGUUCGGCCUGAAUGUCAAUGCCAGUGAAGCUAACAAUAACUGGGGUUUGAGCGUGCUUAUCGCUUUUGCAAGCGGUGUCUGGCUCCUUCUCUCGAUUCCUUGGUUUAUUCUCGAGAAAAGGAGGCCAGGGCAGGAUCCCAGAGGCAAUAUCAUAUUGGCGGGCCUAAAGCAGUUAUCCUAUGCUUUGUCGCAGGUGUGGAAACUCAAACAAAGUCUGCUGUAUUUGAUUGGCUACUUUCUUCUGGGUGACUCCCUGAACACAACAGUAACAGUUAUUGGAACGCUCCAGAAUAGCAUUGUUUCAUAUAAUACCCUACAGCUAACGUAUCUCUUGAUCGUUGGUAUUGCGGCGCAGGCAGCCGGUAUUUACGCUUUUUGGUUCGUCCAGCGUCGAUAUAACCUUGGAACCAAGACCAUGUUUAAUGUCGUUGCAUUCUCCAUCAUCCUUCUCGAUGGUUGGGGAAUGAUCGGCAUCUGGACGCAGCGCUUUGGAUUCCAUCACGUGUGGGAAGUUUGGCUCUACCAAGCUUUCUACGGCCUCUUCGUCUGCCCAUGGUACAGUUAUUCUCAGAUCAUGAUCUCUGAGGUGACUCCUCGCGGCUACGAGUUCCUCUUCUUCUCCCUAUUCAGCAUCAUUGGAAAAACCUCAUCUUUCAUCGGACCCAUCGUAUCUAGCGCCAUCAUCGAUGCUACACCAUCUGGAAACGCAUCUACACCAUUCUAUUUUCUGUUCGCACUUAGCGUUUGUAGUUUCAUCAUGCUAGUGUUCUGUGUCGACUUGAAAAAGAGUCGGAAAGAGCAGGAAGCUUUUUUGAGAGAGAAGAUGGAGAGAUUGGCGCAGAGUUCUGACGAGUCUGUAUCGGGACUAGAGCAGAAAUAGACGAUGGAGGGAGCUGGGAUAUGAAGUUUUGAUACCCACUGAUAGAUAGAGGAGCGUGAUGAUCUUUAGAUGGGGAGGAAUUAUGAAUCUACGUAACAGUUCCAUAAGUG